This is a messenger RNA of Sphaeroforma arctica JP610, 384 nucleotides long. RefSeq lists its product as hypothetical. The coding region runs from base 1 to 240 and encodes 79 amino acids. The transcript has a single exon. Lineage: Eukaryota; Ichthyosporea; Ichthyophonida. Gene Ontology annotation, molecular function: D-amino-acid oxidase activity; FAD binding. The record is from RefSeq and is a predicted model, not a curated record.
AUGGUGAACUGCACAGGAUUAGCUUCGCGAGAGCUCUGUAACGACACACAUGCUUAUCCUAUACGUGGAGUGGUCAUCAAGGCCAAGAUACCCGAAAGCGCUGAGAACGUGCCAGUGUACACAGACGACACACCCGGAGGACUCACAUACACCAUCCCUAACGGGGAGUUGAUCACGCUUGGAGGGGUAUGUUAUGUUAUAUAUGUGAGUGUAUAUACGCUACGGAAAUAUGUUGUGUGAACGUACAUAUGCGAGUGAACCAUACAAUGGUGUUACAAUCGAGGGUGACUUUUAAUCAUGCAUGAAUGGGUGGCUGUUCGAUGUUGCAUAUAGGAUUGUAUAUAGGCGAUCUUCUUUGUUAUAUAGUAUGUACGUGCGGGUGAG